GCACUUGGCUGGCUGUCCUUAAUUUGCUUCUUAGGUACUAUUUAUUUGGUAAUAAAAGUAGUAGAGAAUUAUUUUUGGCAUCAUGCGCUUGAGUAGUUUAGGGUGAAGUGCCUGGCCAGGCUGAGGCUACUGCGCGUGCAUGGCAGAAAACCACGCCGCCGCUCGCGGCCCCGUGCAACGAGUGUCGCUGCAUGAUGAAAAGGAACUACUCCAUUUGGACCUACAGGACAAAGAUCGCAAGGUGGAACAGCUCAGCAAGUCAAAUGGACAGCUGGCCGCGCAAGUGCAGCAACUGCAGGCCAUGAUCAAAGAUGCACACUUGCGCUAUGAGGACGAUCUACAGCGCACCGUGGCAUCGCUGCAGGACCAGUACAACUCAGCCCUGGAGGUUCUGCAGCUCGGGGCCUCCCUCGCAGCCCCAAGCCAGCCCCAAGCGGAGCCGUGCGUACCCCGGCAACCCACCUCGGCGGCGUCCAUCGGCGGCACGGCUGGUGAUGGCACCUCCGGCGGCUGCACGGGCGUCCACCGUCCGUCCUCCACUCGGCCUGGGCCGCUAUCGCAACCGCCGCUGGCGCAGCAACAUCAACAACAGCGCUCCUCGGUCCCUGGUGCUGCCUGUAAACAUCACCGGAUGACGGGGUGCCGGUGUUGCCCACGCGCUGGCGUGGCAGUGACCGCGGCCUGCGCCACCAAACCAAAGCAGCAGGGGCCCAUCCACACGACCUCAGGCCUGUCGGACCUCCGCCUCAGCUCCCUAGGCCUCAACGUGGACGAUCUUGCGCCCUCGGCUGCCUAUGGUGCCACCGUGGGGCUAGUGACGGAGCCGCUGGCCGUCCUGCGGGACGUGUUAAACCUAGAUGGCAGCCGCGACCAGGAACGGGAGCUGAGGCUGAUGCGGGACAGGCCGCUGUCAGCUGGCGCAGCGUCUAUGGCUUCCGAUCCCGCAGGUUCAUUGCUGGCGCAAGCGCACUUCGAGUCGCGCGUUCGUGCACCGAUACCAGCUGGAGCGCGAGCGGCAGGAGGAUGCACACAAGUUAGCGUUGCAAGAGCAGGCAAGUAUGCGCCUCAGUAUGCGCAUCCUUGGGGGACACGGCAUGAGGAGGAGCUGCGUCAGCAGGCCGCUUCACAGGCGGCCGAGCUGGCUGAGGUGGCGCGCCAGAUGGAGAUGCAGGAGGAGGCCUGGAGGGGGGAGUUGCAGCGGCUGGAGGCGGCGCUCGCGGCGGCGAAAGCGGCUGCGGAAGCGAGUCACAACCAGGCAGCGGCGGCCAGGGCGACGGUGGAGUCACUGCAAGCGCAGCUGCAGCUGCAGAGGGCAGCCCACGAAGCCGAGCUUCAGCAUAUGCGGCAGGGCACUAUGACGCUUGAGGAGCAUGAGGAGACCGCCGAAUGGAACCAGGCAUUGGAGCAGCGGGAACGGGAUUACGGUGCGCUGCUGUCAGAGCUUGCGGGGCUGCGGCGGCAGCUCAGCAGCGCCGCGGAGCAGUCGCACUCCUCAGGGCCGGUGGCUCCCCGCGUGUUCACACUCUUUGUUGCUCUAUUCGAUUCAGGGAACAGCUGCGGCCGAGGGUCGACCAUCGUUUCUCCUAUGGCCGUCGCCGUCGGUGGCCCGCCGCCGCCAGCGGCAGUGGCGACGGCGACGGCGGGCGUCCACGACCACCUGCAUCGCCAAAACCAACCCCGGCACGCUAAUCGCCAGCUGCGUCCACACCAACGGGAACGAGCCGAAGUCACAGCCCCAGCCUCCGGCACCCAGGAUGUCCUAGUGGUGACCGGUAACGGGCUCCAGCUGCGGUGGGAUCCGGCCACUGGCCCCAGCGUAGAGCUAAGUGGCGACAACUGCGGUGGCGGCAUCAACCGUCCUGACUCGCCAGCAGGCAGCAGCGCGCACUCGGCGUCACCCUCUCUCGAGGAGGAGGCGGAGGGCAGCAUCAGCUUGGAGGUGGCGGCGGCUGACAACAACGUGGGGCCGGCGGUGACGCCGCGCAGUCAUACGCAUCUAGGGAAAGAUACAGCUGCCGCGGAGCUGCCGCCCCCUCCCCCCAGCUCCUCCAGCUCCCGGUUGAGUGCGCUGGUUGGAGCCGUUGUAAGCAGCGGCUCAGCCCGCCGCGGCCUGGCCAUGGACUGCGCGGCCGGGUGCACAAAUCCGCCCUUGCCCGCAACUGCCGGUGCUGGCCCCGACGACCCGCGGGCUGCUGGCGCUGGUUUAGACGCAUACAUCUUGGGGAGCAAUAACGUUUAUGGCAGCAGCAGCAUCAGGAAUGGGGAUGGCGGUGGCAGCGGCGGGGCUUUUGAAAUGUAUCCACAGCAGCAGCGGCAGCACGAGCAGCAGCUGGAAUGGGGCGGCCGGGGCACUACCGGCGGCGGCAGCAGUGACCUGGGGAGCAGCGGCAGCCAGGACCACCACAACUCAGAAAUCACCCUAGGGCGCUGGCAACCGCAGUCGCCGCCUACUGAUCCAUGUGACAAUGCGGCGGCUGCACCCCGCGCCAGCCGCCCCAAGGAGUCCAGCUGGGGGAGGAGCGGCAACCCUGCGGCUUCCGUGGUAUUGCCCAGGUGCGUCCGCUGCGGCCUUAACGACGCCACGAGUCCGGGCUGCUGUCGCUUCCACCCCGGGCUGCUGAGCCAACCCGGCAGUCUGCGCUUCACGCCCGAGUGGAUGACCUGUCAGGCAGCAGGCCACACCGCAUGCACGCGCGGUUGCUUCGUGCGUUCAGAACACUUCUACGAGCUCCCGGGGUUGAUGCCGCGGCCCGUGGAGGCACCGCAGCCGCUGCAGCCGGCGGCAGCGGCACCAGCGACACGUCGCCAGCCCGGUGAACUGGCUCCCGCCGUCCCUAGGAUAUCGCCUCGUGGGCGCAUGGACUGGGAUGAGGUUGACGCCAAUGGCAGCGGCGACAGCUGCCGUGGUGGUGGCGGAGGCGGAAGCGCGCCGGUGUUGCGAAGGGAUGACCGAUCUGGCGGUGGUGCUGCUUCUGAAGCGGCUGCGCAAGCGCCGGCGGCUGGUGGCCGUAAGACAGCAAUAUCUGCACCAGCGGGCGGUCCAGUAAAUAGGUGCUCAACAGUGACGCGCUCUCCGCAGCGAGUUGGAGCACGGGCUCGUAAUGCCAGUGGCGUUGGCGUAGGGGGCGCAAGUGGCGGCGGCGGUUCAGAUUCCCCCAGCCCCAAGCCCCGGACACGACUACCCUCUCCUAUGAGGCGCUAG
Molecule: messenger RNA, 3202 nt
Organism: Volvox carteri f. nagariensis
Lineage: Eukaryota; Viridiplantae; Chlorophyta; Chlorophyceae; Chlamydomonadales; Volvocaceae
Exons: 15
Coding region: 140-3202 (1020 amino acids)
Source: RefSeq, a predicted model, not a curated record